AUGUCCACUCUUGACUUCAACAACAGAGUUGCCAUUGUAACAGGAGCUGGUGGAGGGCUUGGACGUACCUAUGCCCUUGACUUGGCCAAGCGAGGAUGUGCUGUUGUUGUCAAUGAUCUUGGUGGUGAUGCCCACGGAACAUCCGCUUCUACUUCCAUGGCUGACAAGGUUGUCAAUGAAAUAAAAAAUCUCGGAGGAAAAGCUGUCGCAAACUAUGAUUCCGUUGAGUUUGGUGAGAAGAUUGUCAAAACUGCCAUUGACAACUUCGGCAGAAUUGACAUCGUCAUCAAUAAUGCUGGCAUUUUGAGAGAUGUCUCUUUGGUUAAGAUGACCGAUCUUGAUUGGGAUUUAAUCUUCAAAGUUCACGUGAAAGGUGCUUACUCUGUAACCAAGGCAGCUUGGCCAUAUAUGCGUAAGCAGAACUACGGACGUAUUCUUGUAACUUCCUCGAACGCUGGAAUUUAUGGAAACUUCGGUCAAGCUAACUAUGCCGCUGCCAAAUCCGCUUUGAUUGGAUUUGCCAAUACCUUAGCUCAUGAAGGAGCCAAGUAUAACAUUUUGUCAAAUACUCUAGUUCCAACAGCAGGAUCUCGUUUGACUCAAUCAGUUAUGCCCGAGGACUUGGUUAAUUCUCUCAAACCAGAAUACGUUACUCCAUUAGUUGUUUACAUGGUUCAUGAGUCUUUCGCCGAAAACGGAAAAGUUUUCGAAGCAGGAGCUGGAUGGUAUGGAACUUUGCAGUACUACCGAUCCAAGGGAUCCAUUAUUCCUGGUGCAAAAGCUGAAUGCAUCAAAGAAAAUUGGGGUAAAAUAACCAAUAUGACUGGGGCUAAACACUUGGAUACCAUCAACGAAGGGCUCUCUGAGCUCAUCGAAGCUUUGGAAGUGGCAAAGAAAGCUGGAGGCGCUCCAACAAGCACUGGUAACUCUGCUUCUUCUGGAGGAGACUUCCCUCCCAACAUCAAGUCGAGCGCUCUUUUCCAAGAAAUUGCUACGGAACUUAAGGCCGACCCAGCUCCAGCCAAAAAACUGAAAGCCAUUAUCCUUUACAACAUCACUGAUGGUCAGAAUGAACUUGGAAAAUUCACUCUUGAUUUCAAGAACGAAAACCCAUCUGUCUACUUCGGUGAUGUUAAGAACGGAGAGAAGGCAAACACCACAGUCACUGUGAGCGACUCCGAUUUCUUCCUCAUUGGAACUGGUCAACUCAACGCCCAGAAGGCGUUCAUGCAAGGAAAGUUGAAGGUAAAGGGAAAUGUAAUGCUUCUGCAAAAGCUCCAAGGCCUGUCUGAUGCUAAGAAGAAGUCAAAGUUGUAA
Auanema sp. JU1783 is the source of this 1317-nucleotide messenger RNA. Lineage: Eukaryota; Metazoa; Nematoda; Chromadorea; Rhabditida; Rhabditidae. The record is from the annotation of a GenBank genome assembly.